Molecule: messenger RNA, 919 nt
Organism: Chara braunii
Lineage: Eukaryota; Viridiplantae; Streptophyta; Charophyceae; Charales; Characeae
Source: the annotation of a GenBank genome assembly
CCGCGAGGGAGAGCGUGGAGCUGCUAAUCAUCCAGGCCUGGAAAACAGAGGUGGAGGGAGAUCUCCUCGGAUUCGUCUUCGGAGCAGUAGAGUCAGGCCAUCGCCAGAUGAUCGUGUGGAAACUCACGAUCCCUCUUGCGCAGCUCAUCGACGACCACCCUCUCGACAUCGUAUCGCAGUGUGACGAGAGCUCAGUAUCGCACGUCCUUCCGCGGAGAUUAACGUCGUACCUACAGUGGUCAGCCUGCCUGGAGGAUCGAACGGGAGGUGGCAACUACCCAUCGCGCGCAGAGUACCUGAACCCCCGAGGGAUCAUCAACGUCCUCUUCUUUUUGCCCCGAACGGCAGUAGAAGAGAGAGUCAUGGUGGAGGAAGCGGAGGCAGAAGACGAAAGCGAGGAGGAGACCUCGAAAGAAACAGGGAGCUACAACGAAUACAGCGAGGAGGAAUUGGGAGAAGAAGAAGAAGAAGAAGAAGAAGAAGAGGAUCAGUUGGAGGAGGAGGAGGAGGAGGAAUCUGAGUGGGAGACUCUGGGUAAAGAGGCGGAUCGCGCAGAGACUCGGCCGGCGAGAAAGGAGAUCGCGGUCGGGAAGCAGCCGCUGGAGUUCGCAAGUGGUGCAAAUCUGCCGAUCUCGGACGACCCGACCAAAGAUCCGGAGCCGCCUAAGAACGACGAUGGGGACCCUACUGCCGAGACUUCGAGCGCACCGGCGCGCAGGCGACGGAGCCGAUCCCGAUCCCCAUCCCCCGGUCCCCCAGUUCGAGCAUGUGUCGAUGCGGGGCAUCGGGCUUCGUCCCCGGUCAUUAUCCCGCCGUCCCCUUGACUACCUCAGCCUCCGCCAAAUUACCAUUCCAGUCUCUUCCCCCCACAACCCCUUCCCUAUUGACACCUUCCGCCACUUCUAUGCCACCCGUCUCG